ACUCCUCCUGGCAGCCUGCAGGCUAAGGGUCGUUCCUGGUUAGGAGGAAGAAGGCUAAGGAAGGCACAGUACCAGCUCUGGCCCUGGCACAACAGCUCCAGCUGGCAGUACCACCUCCGACCAAUUUAUCCAACUUCUUCCAAGGCUCUGAAAUGCCAACGAUGUCAAGACCUGCACUUGAUGUCAAGGGUGGCACCUCACCUGUGAAGGAGGAUGCCAACCAAGAGAUGAGCUCUCUGGCCUACUCUAACCUGGGGGUGAAAGAUCGCAAAGCAGUAGCCACUCUGCACUACCCCGGGGUAGCCUCGAAUGGAACCAAGGCCAAUGGGGUUCCCACUAGUUCCUCUGGAUCUUCACCUCCAAUAGGCUCUCCUACCACCACCCUUCCCACUAAACCUACACCCUUCAAUCUGCACCCUGCCCCUCACCUGCUGGCCAGUAUGCAGCUUCAGAAACUUAACAGCCAGUAUCAUGGGAUGGCAGCCGCCACUCCUGGCCAACCCGGGGAGGCAGGUCCCCUGCAAAACUGGGGCUUUGGGGCUCAGGCGGGAGGGGCGGGGUCACUCUCUCCUUCUGCCAGUGCCCAGAGCCCUGCUAUCAUCGAUUCGGACCCAGUGGAUGAGGAAGUGCUGAUGUCACUGGUGGUGGAACUGGGACUGGACCGGGCCAAUGAGCUUCCGGAGCUGUGGCUGGGGCAGAAUGAGUUUGACUUCACUGCAGACUUUCCAUCUGGCUGCUGAUGCCAACUGUCCCUAAACAUGGAGGAAUAAAGCCACCAAUUCUGUUGUAAAUAAAAAUAAAAGUUACUUACAAAGAGAUGAGCCAA
This is a messenger RNA of Miniopterus natalensis, 826 nucleotides long. RefSeq names its product Cbp/p300 interacting transactivator with ED-rich tail 1 (gene CITED1). Gene Ontology annotation, biological process: regulation of DNA-templated transcription; melanocyte differentiation. Gene Ontology annotation, cellular component: nucleus. Gene Ontology annotation, molecular function: transcription coactivator activity. The record is from RefSeq and is a predicted model, not a curated record. NCBI's taxonomy places the organism in Eukaryota, Metazoa, Chordata, Mammalia, Chiroptera, Miniopteridae.